AUGAAGUGUUUUAUUGGCACACCGCUGGGUUCUGCCGUGCUUCCUUCUGCUUCCCUUCCUGCUGCUGGACGGGUUUCCCUAACUGCUUCCUGACCAGGCUGUGGAGCCCUUUAGGGACGACGGGUGCAGAAACCAGCGUCAUGGCACAUUUGGCAUCUUUGGAAAAGUCUCUGGGGGCUACACACCCUUCAGCCUCUUUCGUGGCUGGCUGAAGCACCUGCUGGAGAGGAAUGUUUAAGUUCCAGCAGGAAGGCUGAACUAGCUGACCAUGACAGCUUGCUCCUGUCAGAGUUCGGUGCGGUGGGACCAGGAUGGGCAUCGUUCUUCCCCGUGACUGUGUAAGCCACUGCGCGCCCCCCUGGGGCCUCCAUCCGCCCACUGGAUGUGGGAGUGGGUCUGAAUCUGGCCACCACCACGAAUUGGCUGUGUGACGUGGGUGAUUUACUUUACCACUUUGGGCUUUGUUCUUUUUUUUUUUUUUUUUUUUGCUUUUUAAUCUGUAGAAUGUGGACAAUAAUACCUGCCUUGCAAGUUGGAUGUGAGUUUACAUGGGAACAUUCAGCUGGGCCCAGCAGGCAAUAGGGGGUGAAGAGAGGCUACUUACCCCCAGAGGUUGCAAGAGAACAUACCUGCAAUACUGGAGGCAUAUUUAUAUAUUUUUUAUACUAAAAAAUUCUUCAUUGUUUAUCUGAAAUUCAAAUUUAAUUGGACGUCCUGUAUUUUAUUUGGUAACCCAAUACAUAUAUGCUGUGUUGGGGAGGGGUUCUAGAAUUCCAGGGUAGGGGUCUGUGAAGUCCAGGGGGCCAAAUCCUGCCCACAGCUUCAUUUUAUGCCCUGGCUGUGGAGCUAAGAAUGGAUGGUGCGUCUUUGAAGGGUUAUCAAAACAAAACAAAACAAAACAAAGCAUGUGUGUCAGAGACUAUAUGCCUCUAUGUGGUUUGCCAAGCUUAAUAUAUUUACAUGUACUAUCUGGCCCUUUAUGGAAGAAGUUUGCUGAUCCACACUGUGUUUAUAUACCUAUUCUGGGCCAGGCUAGCGAUUAAACUGGAAGUGUGAAGGAAAGCUAAAUCUCCAGGAGAGAAAGGCCCAGAAAAGACCCUGGAACAGAGGUGGGCGCUACUCACUCCCCACGGGGGCCCCUCAAUCCCUGAGGCCUGCCUGACUCCUCCCCUCCUCCCUCGGUUCAGUCUCUCAGGCUAGUCUGACUUGUCCAGGUCUUUCUAUAAAAGGUCACCAGGUGUCCCAAAGUCCAAGGGAGACGCCUCCACUCUUUGAAGGCCUCCCCUUCCUGGACUGGCCCCUGGGGCAGGGAGAGAGACCCAGGUGGGGAAGGAGUGAAAGCCAGGCCGCAGCUUGAGGGCCGGUCUGCUGGCCUGUCUCUUUAAAUCUCAGGUAAUUUGGGAGCAGGGAGGGAGUGUCUGCACAGGUCCUGCUCACUCCCAGGAGGAGCUCCUGAGGAGGAGCCAGCAGGAGGGAGUCCCAGCUCUGCCAAGUGUAAGAACCUCAGAGCCCUCUGCAGUCCCGCUCUGGCUCCUCAGGGAGACUCCGCAGGGACCCCGGGAGGUAGGAGACUAGGAGACGGGACCUCUACAGGGAGAGGGCAGGCCGGCCCUUGGGGGGGCUGAUGUGGCCCCAAGGCUGAGUCCUGUCAGAGUCUGGCCUCGGCCUCAGCCCCCCAAGGAGCCGGCCCUACACUCUAUGGGGUUGCCGCUGCCCAAAGAGAAGGGGCUCAUUCUCUGCCUGUGGAGAAAAUUCUGUAGAUGGUUCCAGAGACAGGAGUCGUGGGCUCAGAGCCGAGAUGAGCAGAACCUGCAGCAGCAGAAGAGGAUCUGGGAGUCUCCUCUCCUUCUAGCUGCCAAGGAGAACAAUGUCCAGGCUCUCAACAAGCUACUCAAGUAUGAGGCGUGCGAGGUGCACCAGAGAGGAGCCAUGGGGGAGACGGCACUGCACGUAGCAGCCCUCUAUGACAACCUGGAGGCUGCCAUGGCGCUGAUGGAGGCCGCCCCGGAGCUGGUCUUCGAGCCCAUGACAUCCCAGCUGUAUGAGGGUCAGACUGCACUGCACAUAGCCAUCGUGAACCAGAACGUGAACUUGGUGCGAGCCCUGCUUGCGCACGGAGCCUGCGUCUCUGCAAGAGCUACAGGCACAGCUUUCCGCCGCAGCCCCCGCAACCUCAUCUACUUUGGGGAGCACCCUUUGUCUUUUGCUGCCUGUGUGGGCAGUGAGGAGAUCGUGAGGCUGCUCAUUGAGCACGGAGCUGACAUCCGGGCCCAGGACUCCCUGGGAAACACCGUGCUGCACAUCCUCAUCCUCCAGCCCAACAAGACCUUUGCCUGCCAGAUGUACAACCUGCUGCUCUCGUACGAUGGGCGCAGGGACCACCUGCAGUCCCUGGACCUCGUGCCCAAUCACCAGGGUCUCACCCCGUUCAAGCUGGCCGGAGUGGAGGGCAACACUGUGAUGUUCCAGCACCUGAUGCAGAAGCGGAAGCACAUCCAGUGGACGUACGGGCCGCUGACGUCCACUCUCUACGACCUCACGGAGAUCGACUCCUCGGGGGAUGAGCAGUCUCUGCUGGAACUUAUCAUCACCACCAAGAAGCGGGAGGCUCGCCAGAUCCUCGACCAGACACCAGUGAAAGAGCUGGUGAGCCUCAAGUGGAAGAGAUAUGGGCGGCCAUACUUCUGCAUGCUGGGCGCCAUCUACCUGCUGUACAUCAUCUGCUUCACCAUGUGCUGCAUCUACCGCCCACUCAAGCCCAGGACCAGUAACCACACCAGUCCCCGGGACAACACCAUCCUACAGCAGAAGCUGCUUCAGGAGGCCUACGUGACCCGCAAGGAUGACAUCCGCCUGGUGGGGGAGUUGGUGACCGUCAUCGGAGCUGUGAUCAUUCUGCUUGCUGAGAUUCCAGACAUCUUCAGGGUGGGGGUCACUCGCUUCUUUGGACAGACCAUCCUUGGGGGACCAUUUCACGUCCUCAUCAUCACCUACGCCUGCAUGGUGCUGGUGACCAUGGUGAUGCGGCUCACGAACGCCAAUGGGGAGGUGGUGCCCAUGUCCUUCGCGCUGGUGCUGGGCUGGUGCAAUGUCAUGUACUUCGCCCGAGGAUUCCAGAUGUUGGGCCCUUUCACCAUCAUGAUCCAGAAGAUGAUUUUUGGCGACCUGAUGCGGUUCUGCUGGCUGAUGGCCGUAGUCAUCCUGGGCUUUGCCUCAGCCUUCUAUAUCAUCUUCCAGACAGAGGACCCCGACGAGCUGGGCCACUUCUACGAUUACCCCAUGGCACUGUUCAGCACCUUCGAGCUGUUCCUCACCGUCAUCGAUGGGCCUGCCAACUACGACGUGGAUCUGCCCUUCAUGUACAGCAUCACCUACGCUGCCUUCGCCAUCAUUGCUACGCUGCUCAUGCUCAACCUCCUCAUAGCCAUGAUGGGUGAUACUCACUGGCGGGUGGCCCACGAGCGAGAUGAGCUCUGGAGGGCACAGGUGGUGGCCACCACGGUGAUGCUGGAGCGGAAGCUGCCUCGCUGCCUGUGGCCUCGCUCGGGGAUCUGCGGGCGCGAGUAUGGGCUGGGGGACCGCUGGUUUCUACGGGUGGAGGACAGACAGGAUCUCAACCGGCAGCGAGUGCGGCGCUAUGUGCAGGCCUUCCACAGCCAGGGCUCCGACGACUUGGACAAAGCCUCCGAAAAACUGCAGCUGGGCCACCCCUUCGGCCCCCACCUGUCCCUCUCCACCCCCUCAGUGUCUCGCAGUACGUCCCACAGCAGCACCAAUUGGGAGAGGCUCCGGCAAGGCACCCUGAGGAGGGAACUGAGGGGGCUGACCAACAGGGCUCUGGAAGAUGGGGAAGGCUGGGAAUAUCAGAUCUGAGCGCGCGCUGCCCCGGCGGCUGCUCUCCUUUUCCUGGGGGCAUCAGAAGACACCACCAAGACACCUAGAGGUCUGAUCUCCCAGGUCCAGGGGGAAGCAGAAUGCACUCUGAGGAACGCCGGCUGGGAGUAACGGCCCCACGUACCACUACUUGCUCAGCUCUGGGGCGAACAGAAACCAAGGAGGGAGGUGGCCCUCACCUCACCCCGUGCACAGGGCUGGUGCCAGCAGGGGGACCAGGCUGCGUGGCUCUUCGGCCUUACGGAAGUACUCUGCACUGUCAGAGCAAAGCACUUUAAGGACAGGCUUGCCGUCUCUACCCCAGUGUUCCGGUGGGAAGGGGAGAGCCCUUCCCAGGGUGCUCCAGACAGUUGGGAGGGAGACUUGUGGAAAGCGUGAGUGAGGGGGGACAGGUACCGCUUUGGGGGUGGGGUGAAGCUGGUUGAGCCUUGCCACCUUCUA
Molecule: messenger RNA, 4335 nt
Organism: Zalophus californianus (California sea lion)
Lineage: Eukaryota; Metazoa; Chordata; Mammalia; Carnivora; Otariidae
Gene: TRPV6
Product: transient receptor potential cation channel subfamily V member 6
Exons: 18
Coding region: 1699-3873 (724 amino acids)
Biological process (GO): calcium ion import across plasma membrane
Cellular component (GO): membrane
Molecular function (GO): protein binding; calcium channel activity
Source: RefSeq, a predicted model, not a curated record